Cottoperca gobio is the source of this 3400-nucleotide messenger RNA. It is a transcript of the gene armc10, whose product is annotated as armadillo repeat containing 10. Gene Ontology annotation, cellular component: mitochondrion. Bases 261 to 1301 code for a protein of 346 amino acids. The record is from RefSeq and is a predicted model, not a curated record. The transcript is spliced from 6 exons. Lineage: Eukaryota; Metazoa; Chordata; Actinopteri; Perciformes; Bovichtidae.
UCUUCUUUUUGUUAGUCCAAUCUGGCAACCCCAGCUGCCCGGAACAACGGAAAAGACAAUUUUGACAACUGUAGCUGGUAAACAGACUUGUCUAGUUUACUGAACAAUGAAUCUGUCAUUAGUUUGGGUGGAUUUUGUAGUGGUUUCCAUGGGUUGCCGUCAGCGCUAGCUAUCUAAGGAGCCGAGUUAGUUACGUUACAAAUCAUCUGUGUCUGAACGUUAGCUAGCUAACAGAGUUUAGCUAAAGACGCAGCAGCAGCAUGGGCGAAGGCAGCAUUACUCCCAGGCUCGGAAACAUGAAAGCAUUGCUUGGUCUAGUUGCCGGAGCUGGAGCUUCCUACGGCUUAUACAAACUCAUCAGCGGGGAGAGCUUCAAGAAAAACAAGAAAAGUGCUGCUAAUGAAAGUGCUGGUGUCCGGAGCAGUCAGCCCAGUGAAGUUACCCUACAGCCGGGCAGCCUGCUGGCCAGAGUGUCCGGACUGGAUGUUGUCUGUCCCCGACCUGUGGAUGUUGCAUCAGGUGACAUAAUCCACCAGUCCCCUGGCAACCUGGAACCACAGCACUUGAAAAUGCUUCUGUCAUGUCUGCAGACCAGCAAUAAUACAACCGACAGAUGUCGUAUCAUACUUACUUUAGGAAAUUCUGCUGCCUUUACUGUGAAUCAGAAUCUGAUAAGGGAAUUUGAUGGAAUUCAUAUCAUAGCUGGUUUCCUCUCUGAUCCUGCGGCAGAAGUUAGAGUGCAGACUCUGAAUGCUUUAAAUAAUCUGUGUAUGAACAUCCAAAACCAGGAACAAAUAAAGGUUUAUGUGCCAAAAGUGCUGGAGCUGAUUGAGAUGUCUCUAGUGAAUUCUGACCUUCAGCUUGCUGCUCUCAGGCUGCUCACAAACCUGUCAGUCACAGAUAAACAUCAACACUUGCUAAAGAAAUCAAUUACACUUUUACUCUCUCUACUUGUCGUGAGCAAGGAAGCAUUACAGGUUCAGGCUUUGAAAGUCCUUGUGAAUUUGUCAUCCAAUCCAGAUAUGAUGGAUGACAUUGUUCAAUCUCAGGCACCAGCUUCUGUUGUGCUGCUGUUUGACGCACGAACAGCCUCUACUGUGCUUCUGCGACUGCUGACGUUCGCAGGGAACUUAAAGGCCUGGACGCCCUCUGCCCAGGUGGCUGAUGAACUGAGGCGGAAGCAGGAUUGUCUCUUCCGGGUCAUGUUAGAUGAGUCUUCCCAGCUCCACAGCAGACUGGUCCAGCUACUUUCACACCCUGACGAGGAGAUUCAGUCCCAGGUGGCUCGUAUCUUGACAUAGACCUACUUCUCUGCACACUUGAUCCAUGCACAGCUUUUGCUUCCACACAUUUUGCCAAAGCCAUCAACCCAUCACACUUCCAGUUUAAUUAUAAAUUUGUUGACAUUAAUCUGACAAAAAAGAGAAGGCUGGGAAGCCUGCUGUAGAUACUCUUACAGUCGUGCACUUUCUAUAUCUUCAGUGUUCCCUAGAUCAGAGGUUUUCAAAGUAUGAGGCAGGCCUCUUCAAGGGGGCUCCAAUCGGUUUCAGGGGAGGCUAAGUGGACUAAAUAUUACAUUAGUUAUUAAAAGAAGAUCACAUAGAAUAGCCUAAAUGUGUGUGAUUUUUGUUAGAGCCAAACUAAGCUUUGUCUGAGUCGAGGCCCUCAGACUUUGUAAACCCCUGCCCUAGAUCAAUAUUAUUAGCACACAUAAGUCAAUUAUUUAUUCGUCCUCACCACUCUUUCCUGAUUUCCACUUUCUUACACUGUAAUUAAUAGACGAGCAACAAGUGAGCAACCAUUCAUUCAGUAGAGUGUAAAAGUCCACCUCUGCCUUUUUCCCCCUGCCACCUGCAGCUUCUCAUUCCCAGAAAAUAUUUUUUCCUUCAAAGAUCCACAGUGCCCUUCCUUCUAAGAACGUCACCUACUUUCUCUGAAGACAUGUUCCAGGUGAAAUUUCUGAACCCAAACCCACUGCCAAACAUUUUCUAGAGAAUGCGUGAGAAUGACCUGUGCUGCGCGACCCAACUUACUACCCCUCUGUGGCUCAGAGAGACUCUGAGAUGGAGAGCUGAAGAGGUUUCUUUCCGCACACCUCGGCAUGCCUUGGAGACAUGAAUGAAUGGAUGCAACACAGUUCCUGCCCUCACUAAUUUAUUAACAUGUCGGAUUUAAAGGACAUGCUCUUCAAGAUCUUUAAUGUUUUUCAUUUGAGAAUCGGUGUAUCAUGACGACCCAAAGUGAAGUCCCCUUGCAGGGUGGUUGGCCUGACAUUCUGUGUCAAUGAGGGAAGUUUAGUGUAGCGGGAAGAACUUUGAGUUGAAACACUUCCUCACCCGCAAUGAGAAGAACUAGUACAUGUGGUUGGGACACCUUCAAGUUAUUUAUUGUGGUUUGCACAAAAAUUACACAGAAACAAUUGUUAACAAAGAAAAUCUUAGCUCUCAGGCUCCCUCCAACAAUGUUGAUGAAUUUCUUUUUUUUUUUUAAUCACGCAAGAAAAAGACUAAGAUUUAAAAUAGUGCAAUUUAAAAUAAAGGGAUAAAAUAUAACUUAUAUAAAAAUGUAAUAAUAUUAAUGUGUGGUAAACAGUCAUUUCAAAUGAAUAAACAGAAUGUAAAUAGAUGUAAACUGGUAUGGAUACAACCUAAGUAUCUUUAACUUUGAAGGUGCACCAACCACAGCUGCCUGGGACAAAACCCCAGCGUUGAUCCAUGACAUGACGUUGCAUCUCUCAAACACACCUGCAAAUCCCCCAGAGAGGAGCAGGAGGAAGCUGCAAAGGAAAAGGAUGUCUGGACUGCUAUGAUUGUUUCAGCUACCACAAAUAUCGUACAGAUACGCAGCUGGAAAAUGAAUGGAGGAGCGGUUGACCUCUGACAAAGCAGCCUGUAAUAAUAACCAUUACUUUUGUUUUGUAACCAUAACUGCAUUUGAACAUUUUAAUGGUUAUUGAAUUAUAACAGAGAUUGAAUGUUAAUUACAAGCAUUGUCGUGUUAAUUUAUGCACUCGCAGUAAUUGACGGACCCACGUGUUGUCUAGCUGGAGGACUGGAGCUGUGGAUUCAUCUAAGACUUGUUAACAGUAUUUACAGAGAGGAGGAUGGGUGUGGGUGCAUACCUCUAAAUUGCAUGAAAAAUGUGAAGAUUAUCACAGAAUAUGAUUUUGAAUGCAAGGAUUUUAUGACUUGAGCCAGUCCAGGUGUAAAGAAAUGCUGCACAUUUUACUGACUUUGUUGAACCCAAAUCCUAAAUAUCUCUCAGGCAAUAUGGUUUACCAGAACAGAUACAACAGGAGGCUGAUUUACUUGUGAUCUAGAUUAUCGUAUUUAUUUAAUAAAGCUAGCUAAAUGUUUGUUAUGUUUGUUUUAAUGGUUCAAUAAAAACCCUAUAUGACAAA